GUUAUCCCUUUUCUUCCCAUCCUAUUAUAUUCAAGCCAUCCAUAUCAACACGUGGCUGAACGCCAAUCUUCAAAAAAGCGUUUCAAAAAUCAACACAUUAUCCAGAAGAAGAGGAAGAUGAUUCGAUUCUCGAAAGCCAGAGCAGAGUAGAGUCAAAAUCGAAUCCAAAACAUCAGAAUGAUAAGCCAUGUAAAAGGUCCAUUUCCACCGAUACCAGCCCUAGCGCAUCCAAAUUGGAACAGCGCCGUCGUCCGAUUCACCGCUCCGCUUGCGCUAACCAGAGCCAGUUGCCGGAUUACAACCACUGCAGCGGCGAUUUUGGCAGCCGCAGUCGUGAUUGUUUCGCCGGCGCCGUCAGCCGCUAUCGAGAGUAGCAGCAACUUAUCGGAACAACAAGAAGAAAGUACUACGCUGUCUAACAUUCCGCAGACGCUUUCCGGCGAGUGCGCGCAGCCGAGCGACUGUAAGAAGGCGAGAAUUCAACGGCCAAAGUCGAGGAAGGCGGAAUCGUGCACGAUCAAGUGCGUUGGAACUUGCAUUCGAGGCGGCGAUGGAUCUCCCGGAGAAGGCCCUCUGAACAUCAGAAGACCGAUUGUUGUUUUCAAGCAAGGUUUUCGAAGUCGUCAAUACUGCCAUGGAUCACCAAUCCCCAGUCUCAGUCGAUGGUCUUUGAUCCCAGAUGCUACUUGUUGGUCCCUAAUCUCAAUUGGCGACCCUUGAUCAUAGUCAUUAGUCAGUGAUCCUCAACCUUGUUGCAACUAUUGACAAUUGGGUUCGGUAAUUGUUAACCACCGACUAUUGUAGGUGACCAACUCUAACCACCACUAAAAUUUGAAGAAGUUAUUAGUUCGUGUUUGCAUAUAUUAGGUUGUUAAAUAAGUCAUAUCGGUUGGAUGAUGAAAGUCUCACAUCGACUAAUUUAGGAAAUGAUUAUGAGUUUAUAAUAAAAGAACACUAUUUCCAUUAGUAUGAAGCUUUUUGAAAAAGUUCAAAAUAAAGCCACGAGAGCUUAUACUCAAAAUAGACAAUAACCAUAUUAUUUGUGGAGAGUUGUGUUCAUAUAAUAAUGU
Molecule: messenger RNA, 1070 nt
Organism: Cucurbita maxima (winter squash)
Lineage: Eukaryota; Viridiplantae; Streptophyta; Magnoliopsida; Cucurbitales; Cucurbitaceae
Exons: 3
Coding region: 178-720 (180 amino acids)
Source: RefSeq, a predicted model, not a curated record